AUGACUGACCCGCCCCCAAUCAAAGCUAAAGGAAAUCCGAACACCUCACCUGAGAAUGCCAACUACAGCUACACACCCCAUUAUCCUCAAGCGGCGGCGCCCGUCAACAAUUGGACUGCCGGCAAUAGCUACUCUGUUACGAUUUCUGGUCAUGCUGUGCACGCAGGAGGAUUAUGCCAAAUCAGCCUCUCACUAGACGGCGGCAAUUCAUUCAAGGUUCUCCGCAGCAUCAUCGGCGGCUGCCCAAGGGGCGAUGCAACCCAACUAGGUUUCAGACUGCCAGACGACACGCCGUCUUCUGACCAUGCGGUGCUCGGCUGGACGUGGUUCAACAAACUUGGAAAUCGGGAGAUGUACAUGAACUACGACAUCAUCAGCAUCGUAGGCGGAGGUGGACAUGACCAUGGUGAGAGUUUCAACAAAAGACCGGAGAUGUUCAAAGCGAACGUGGGUAAUGGAUGCAGGACGGUGGAUUCGAGAGACGUCAUGAUUCCGAAUCCAGGGCCGGAUGUGGAAGUCAACAAUUUCGAUGCUGUGCCGCCGAUUGGUGAGUGCGAAUCCGGGCCAGGAGCGACAGCGGGGUCCGAUUCGGGGCUAGGAUCGGGGAACGGGGGCAAUGGAGGCGGCGGUGGUAGUGGUAGGGGAGGAAUCUACAAGCCCGGCAAUGACUGGCCUGCAGACUUCAACCAGAAUUGCGGCAAAGUUGUGGCCGAUGAAUAG
This is a messenger RNA of Colletotrichum paranaense, 720 nucleotides long. RefSeq lists its product as uncharacterized. The transcript is spliced from 2 exons. The record is from RefSeq and is a predicted model, not a curated record. Bases 1 to 720 code for a protein of 239 amino acids. NCBI's taxonomy places the organism in Eukaryota, Fungi, Ascomycota, Sordariomycetes, Glomerellales, Glomerellaceae.